CGGCCCUCCUCUUGGCGGAGGCGAGGCCGGAGAAGGCUCCUCGCUGCGGCUUCCGGAAGCGGAAGGACACGGUGGUCCACCAGAGAGCGUUCAUGGGAGAGAAACCCUACAUCUGCGUCGAGUGCGGGCAGAGCUUCAACCGCAGCUCGGACCUCAUCCGCCACCAGAGGAUCCACACGGGGGAGAAGCCGUACGUGUGCGCCGACUGUGGGAAGAGCUUCAGCCGCCGCUCCCCCCAUGUCCACACGGGCGAGCGGCCCUACCAGUGCGAGGACUGCGGGAAGAGUUUCAGCCAGAGCACCCACUUGGUGCAGCACCAGCGCAACCACACCGGUGAGAGGCCUUAUGUGUGCGCCAAGUGCGGGAGGAACUUCUAUCAGAACUCAGGCCUGCUCCGCCACGCCAACUUCCACACGGGCGAGAAGCCCUACAAGUGCCCCCAGUGUGGGAAGCGCUUCAGUGACAGCUCCAACCUCAUCGCCCACCAGCGGCUCCACACCGGGGAGAAGCCCUACAAGUGCGCUGACUGCAACAAGAGUUUCAGUGAGAGCUCCAAGCUGGUCAUCCACCGGCGCGUCCACACCGGCGAGAAGCCUUACUUGUGCCCCGACUGUGGGAAGAGUUUCAGCCAGCGCUCGCACCUUGUCCAGCACCGUCGCACCCACACUGGGGAGAAGCCCUACAAGUGUGCUGAGUGUGGGACCUGCUUCAGUGACAAUUCUACCCUCAUCCGUCACCGUCGCACCCACACGGGGGAGAAACCUUUCAAGUGUUCCCAGUGUGGGAAGAGCUUCAGCCGCAACUCCUACUUAGUCUCACACCAGCGAGUGCAUGUGUGGUAGGCAGUCUCACUAGAUGUGGACUGUGGAUCAUCUAGGAUGCAGCUCCUGAUCCAGGCCUGUUCGAAAUAUGCCUAAGGGAGGAGAAGUGUAGAUGCGGGUAUGUCUACACCAAGGGUACCAGGCUCAGGGCGCCUGGAUUGUUGUAGGCAGCCGGCCAGAGCAAUGCCUCUGGCCUAUGUUGCCACUUUUGGCCACCUCUUUCUCCCAAAGCACGUCAGGCAUAGGCAGCAGAUGGGCAGUAGUUCUGGAUCCCCAGGUCCUGCCAUCCUUUCUCCCAAGUGGUCGACCUGCAUUCCAUCUACCACAUGGCCAAUGUGCAGGCAUUUCCCUCCACCUUCCCCUGACAAGUGCCUGUUUGGGAGCCUGAGGAGAAAAUGUGCAAUACGAUGAGAAGCUGCUUGCUUGUGCCAUCCUGUGACCAAUGUUAGGCAAGAUGCCUAUGUCUUGGUCAUGCAAUGUAUGCAUGUGUGGCCAUGUCAGCGGAAAUAGAAUGGGAGAUGGGGGUGCUUGAAUGUCUCCUUAAGGAGCUUUGUCCUGAAAUGUUGCGGCCUGUACAAUAUUGUAUAGGUUUAUGGAAGCUCACCAUGCCCAUGUUGUGAUCCAGCUAUGGUGGUCAGGAUGACUGAAGCUAAAUAAGCCCUGCUGAGGGGCUGGUGAUUGCAUCAUGCACGUGCAGUGUGCAGGCCAACUUGGAGCACAGGCCAAGUUCAACUUGAGUCUGCUUGCAAAAGGAAAGUGUAGACAUACCCUGAACCAGAGGAGGAAGGAAUGCAUUCAAAGGGUUACUGCGAAUGCUGCUAGGAUAGUAGGAACGGCGAGGGGGAGCUGUGUGACAGGGACAAGGCUUUCUGGAAAUCUCAGAACUGGUGGGUAACUGAUACAGCAAACUGCCUAACCUGGAGGUUUAAAAACAAGAAUCAGAAUUACGCUUGCUGCUGUUAAGGCUGUGGUACGCAAUUUGACAGGAAUGCGCAGUUUGCCCGUAAGUUUGUGCUGGUGUGGCCUCCUGGUUCUGCAGAAUUCAGAUUCACACAUACGGCCCAGGUGGGCUGGUAUAAGCAGUGUUGUAAAAUGGGACAGAACAACAGCAUAUUGGGACUGACUUGAUUCCAUACCAGUAUUUCUGAAGUCCCGUUUUGACCAGCUUAUGUGUGUGUAAAUAACAUCUAUAUGUUUGUAUUCACAUAUGUAUGAACUUGCUUUUAUGGUAGUGUAUCUUCACACUCAACAUGUGAGCAUUCACACACGCACAAGUCCUUGCAGUGGUCAAAAGGGCCAACUGUAUGACACUAUACCAUAUCAGUACUUUUGAAAACAUUAAACAUACCAUAUAUAGUAGCACUUCUGCAAGUAAUGAGCUGCAAGAGAUAUGUUUGUAUCAAAACAUCUAAAAUUUCAUAUCAGGACAUUUAGUUUUACUCCGAUUACUUUGCGUGUGUAUAGGAUCUGGAAUUGUUCUUAUAAAUGUGUACCCACACAUGUAUAAACACACACACAGAGAAAAUUGUGGCACCUAUGGUUGUAAAGAAUGACUUCUAAAUGGCACUCCGCACUCUCCACCUCAUUUUACAUAAGUGCAUAUCAACUGCAGUUGAAGGAUGUACCCCAUUCAUUAGGGUUUAAACUACAAGGAAUUGCAGUGCAACACUUCGAAUUGUUUAUAUUUUUGACCGUUUUACUGCUGAUUAUUUUAGUGAUACCUGACUGGUGUGCUUGUUCAACGUUGCUGGAGCUUAGAAAAGAUUUCUGGUAUGUGAUGUACUGCAACUGGCUUCAUGGCUUCAGUAUGUCUUUGGAACAGAGCAAUAUAUACUGAAGCCAGCAGAAGGACUGGGGCUGGGGUGGGGAAGAGACUAAGGAAAUAAAGAGGCAAAGGAGAUCCAGGGAUUUGAGCAGCUGCUGGCCAGGGAUGCUUGUGAAUGGCUUGUUCUGCAGCUAGUUCUGCAGAACUCACUACUUUCCAAGGGACUGGCUUCCUUUCUGCAAGCCGCUUCUUGACACUCAACUGCUGAUAAAAAUAUUAUUUUCAUAUUUAAAAAAAAAAAAAGAACUUUAGAGGGAGCAUGUUUGCAGCUCCUAGAGGAACAAGGCACCUUUGUGUGCAGCUGCUCAGGGAAGUAGAGAGAGCUUUCUGAAAUGGGGUGGGCUUUGUUUGCACAGGAACCAAAGCCUUCAUUUGGAAAUGCACAUUUUUAUUUUUAGAUUUUUUUUUGUUUGUUUCCCCUCCCCCUGACCCCACCCCCGGGGAUGGCCUCAAAGCAGUGUCUUCUUGAUUUCUAACUUUCUUCUGGAAAGUGUCUUGGAAAUGUGACUAAUGGUCAUGUAGUUUGUUCCAAAAGCUUCAAGAUUUUCAUCUACUAGCAGACUUUCAAAAAGAAUACUACAGUUCUCAGUUGGUAGACUCAUUUUUAACUCAUUUCAGAGUUCCAGCUAUAGAACUGGACCUACUGAACCGACUAUAGAUUAAUUUAUAUGGGCCUGUCCAUUCCAGUUUACGUUUCCUAAAGGAAAUCUACAGCACUACAAAUGUCUGUUUGGCUGAGGAAGAUCUACCAGCCAGGGAAAGUCAUCUUGUGAAUGCAUCUUUUCUUUGGGGAGUCUGAAUGGAAACACUGUAGCAGAUAAAGGAAAUCACAGCGGGGUGUGCACAUGAGCAUGAGCUCAAAAGGGAAAUCCUCACAUCAAGAUUCUGGUUUGAGAAGCCCACUGCCCCUGAAUACUCCUUCACAACAGUCUUCAGAGCAUCUCUUUUCCUUCUAUGUGCUUUGUGAAGUGCUGUGUACACUUAACAGUGCUCUAUAAAUUAAAACUAUUGAUGUGCAUUUAUUUCUAAGAUCUUUAUGAACUUAUUUAAAACUGUAUGCCAAAUCAAAGUGGCCUUAGGGUUCACAGCACGUUGCCAGUGUGGUAGUCUUAGCUGCUAGGAUUGGAUUGCCCACCAGUGUAAGUACCAUCUCUGGAUUGCCUUUCCACAGCUAGUGUUAGUUUUCUCUGCUCAAUGCCGCUUGGCUGAAAUCAUUCACUUUCCCCAGACAGUCUUCCCUUUCCUGUUUGUGACCAUCUAGCUUGAGGAUCUGGGUACCGCUCCUUCUUGACUGUUGAAAAAGUUAUAGGGUAUGUUCCUCUUCUUCCAGGAGUUUAAUCACUUUGUGGGCAGCACAAAGUGACAAGCCAAAUUCAGAAGAUGGAGAUAUGGGCAGGUGCAAAAGGUCAAGAACCAAGAUGGCGAUAUGGGCAGGUGCAAAAGGUCAAGAACCGGAGGGUUUACUUCCGCAGCAGCUAGCUCACUGGCUUCUUUUACUAGCUGUCUCCUCCCUCAGGAUUGCAGAGGGAGGCUACUGGGGAAAAAACAAAAGGUAAUAAGCUCUAUCCUAGGCCCUUGGUCCCCAGCUGGUGCCCAGAUCCUCCUGCCAGUUGAGGGAGUUCUGUAAUUUCCUGUUGUGCUACUGGUGCUUAGAUACUACAGUGACGCUAUGGCACUUUGGAAAUACCCAAGAUAGAUGGACAAAUGGAUGAAUGAUGUCUCUGAAAUAAAUCUUUUUAUCCCAGUCUUCUUCGUUACUCCAUCUCUUCUUCUCUUUUUUUCCCCAGAGUGCCCUGAGCUCCCAGUUUCUUGGCUCUUGGCAGGACCAGAUCUGGAACACGGGUCAUCCUUCAUGGAGGGAUGACCGUUACUUAGCACAGCUGAUGUGUAAUGCAAAUAAGAAUCCAGAGGUGAGGGCUAUUCUUAGAAUUUCUCUUCUAUUUCAUCUCUUGUAUCCGUAUGAAUCUGAAAAGCUGGAGGAUGGUACAUACCGCUCACCAUGCCUUCACAACAGAAAGUGGCAGAAUCUUAUUCUGGAGUAAAACACCAACCUGCUGUUAGACGAAUCUUGUUCUAGCAGAGCUGCCAGCUGCUCUGAGAUUACCUUCCCAGUUCUGUCACCUGGCUUGUAUGAGAUCCAGUUUUGCAGCCCCCCUGCUAACAAAGUCUGUAAAAUAGCAAUAGCUGAAAUACAACUUCUUUUACGUUCCGUCUUGCUUCACUGUUUAUGACUGGGGGGAAAAAAUUCUUCUGGUCUCAAGCAAGAGGUUUAUUUUCUGUGUUGAAUAUAUUAAAAGAUGUAUUUAAUGCACAUUCCCUAAAGCAAAUUUUUUAGAUAUCUCGAGCACACAAAACUGUCCCCGCAAGUACACCAGAGAAUUUACUGUGGUCCUCUUUCCCUUCUGCCCUAAGUAUACCGGUCUGAAUAGGACCAGAGAGACAACAGCAGAAGCCCCCUCUCCAGAGAGAGAGAAGUACAAGAUGUUUCAGAUGAUGGAGUGGAAGAGCUACAGAAAAGAGGCCUCGUUGGGGCAGUCUACUUUUCUGCUUAUGCCCUCCUGUCCUAAGCUCUGAAGGGACUAGAAUAGUUAAAAGUACCAGUUGCAACUGCUAUAGCUAGCUCUGGCAGUUUUUUUAGGUGUGGAUACAUCACUAUAACUUUACCUAGGGUCUUACAGUCUUUUAACUCCCAGAAUUCAAAUUUUCUACAGCAGAGUGCCCCCAGGAGAUGUUAGUAAGGUGGGCCUCUGUUCAUGCCUCAGAGCGACACUCAUCUUGACCCAUAAAAGCUGCUUUUUUCAGCUACAAGUCUCACGGUAGCAGUGCAAGCAGAGCAUAAAACCUGAAUUUAGCUGUAAAACUCACCUGAGAAAGGAACUGUUUUAAAUCUAAUCUAUGCUGAUCUUUGUGUUGCCAUAGUAACAUUAGCAUGAGCUGCAGUCACUGUAGUGUAGGUGAGUCCUUUUGCAUUUCUCUGUGUUUUAGCCUUUCUCCAACCUGAACUUCGUGUAUCAUUUAAGUCAGCUGAUCCACCUCUCAGUUGUCCCCUCCCUUUUCUCAUGCAAGUGCUUGCUGGCUUUUUUUUUAAUAGCAAAUGCAUGCAGCUCAUGUUGAAUCCACCUGGUAACGCUGCUCUUGCAGUCCUGAUGGGCUUUAGCAACUGACAGUUUUCCUCCCACAGACCUGACCAGUUUGUGAACAGACAUGAGAGCCUAGGAUCGAAGGAGAGUUUUUAGGGGAAGAAAAUUUUCACUCUUUCUUCAUGAGGCUUGAUAUGGAGGAAACAAAAACUUGGGAUUAAGUUCAAAAGGAAUAGUUUAUGUGAAA
Molecule: messenger RNA, 5973 nt
Organism: Struthio camelus australis
Lineage: Eukaryota; Metazoa; Chordata; Aves; Struthioniformes; Struthionidae
Product: zinc finger protein 436-like
Source: RefSeq, a predicted model, not a curated record